AGAUAGAUGUAUGGCAUUGCAGAUCGACAAUGAAUGGUGCUGUGGAUAUUCAACCUCUAAGUGAGGAAUUGCAAAAAAUUGCCAUAGAAGAGCUGGGAGAGGUACCAGCAAGAAUUCCUGAUGAUUUGUUGGCCCUUAAGACAUGGAUCGAACAGCAGCCGCAUUUAAAGGCCCGCACCGAUGAUCAAUGGCUGAUACAGUAUUUGAGGGGUUGUAAAUACAGCCUGGAAAGGGCCAAGGAGAAAUUGGAUUUUUUCUAUACCAUAACCUCAAAAUAUCCCGAAAUGACGGCGUGCUAUGAUUUGGAUAAUCCCAGAUUUCGGGAGGUUCACAAUGUGGGAGUAUUUCUCCCCCUGCCCAAGUUGCUGCAUGAUUCCGGUCCCCGCCUCGUCUUCUUUCGCAUGAAUUACAACAUCGACAAAUUCCGAGUUGAAGAUGUCAUGUUGCCCUGUAAUGUCAUGCAUCAGGUCAUGAUGCUGAAUGACCCCCAUGCCUGCAUAAAUGGCCUCUUCUAUGUUGCAGAUUUUAGUGGUACCGCCGGCCAUUUCCUGCAAUUCACUCCGAGUAUCAUAAAACGACAGGUGGCCUAUUUUGAAAAAGCUCUGCCGUUGCGCAUAAAAGCUUGGUGUUUCAUCAAUGUAUCGGUGGUGGCGGAGCAGUUUUUUAAAAUUAUUCUACCUUUGGUCUCCGAGAAGCUGAGGAAGAGGAUUCACAUCUACACCAAGGACUCGCUGCACAAGCUACAGGAAUUGGUACCCCUUAAGUACAUGCCCCAGGAAUAUGGAGGGGAAAAUGGCUCUCUAGCCCAGGUUGCUGCCGAUUAUCACAAAGUCUGGGAUGAAUAUCGAGAUUAUUUCAAAGAAAAUGCCCAAUAUGGUACAGAUGAAAGUUUGAGGCCCGGAAAUCCCAUAGAUUUUGAUAGCAUGUUUGGCCUGUGCGGUUCGUUUAGGAAGAUUGAAGUGGAUUGAAAUUGGAGGGGAGAAAA
This is a messenger RNA of Musca domestica (house fly), 985 nucleotides long. RefSeq names its product retinol-binding protein pinta-like. NCBI's taxonomy places the organism in Eukaryota, Metazoa, Arthropoda, Insecta, Diptera, Muscidae. The record is from RefSeq and is a predicted model, not a curated record. Gene Ontology annotation, molecular function: phosphatidylinositol bisphosphate binding. The transcript has 3 exons. Bases 30 to 968 code for a protein of 312 amino acids. Gene Ontology annotation, cellular component: membrane.